AUGGCUCACCCUCUAAAUCUACGAACCUGUUCUUCGAUCUCGCUGGCCACACUCCUGAUCUUCAUCUCGCUUGCCUCUCUCUGCAAUGGCUUCUACCUCCCCGGUAGCUACAUGAAGACUUACGCCCCGGCCGAAAAGAUAAACGUGAAGGUCAAUUCCCUAACCUCCAUCGAAACCGAGCUGCCCUUCGACUACUACAGCCUCCCCUACUGCAAGCCCCCCAAGGGAGUCAAGAAGAGCGCAGAGAAUCUGGGCGAGCUCCUCAUGGGAGACCAGAUCGACAACUCCCCCUACAGAUUCCGUGUCAACAUGAACGAGUCUGUGUAUCUCUGCACCACCACGCCAUUGACGGAGCACGAGGUGAAGCUUCUGAAGCAGAGGACCCGCGAUCUGUACCAGGUGAACAUGAUCCUGGACAAUCUGCCCGCCAUGAGGUUCACCAAGCAGAACGAUGUCACCAUCCAGUGGACUGGAUUCCCCGUGGGGUACACCGAGAGCAGCAACAAGGAGGACUACAUCAUCAAUCACCUCAAGUUCAAGGUCUACGUCCAUAAGUACGACGGGAGCGGCCUUCAGAUCAUCAGCACCGGCGAGGAGGGCAUGGGAGUGGUCCCAGAGGCCGACAAGAGUAUCUCUGGUUAUCAGAUCGUCAAAUUCGAGGUCUACCCCUGCAGCAUCAAGCACGACCCAGAAGCCCUCUCGAAGCACAACAUGUACGAUCCAGUGCUACCCCAGGAUUGCUACUCGGGUCCGGAGAAAUCUCAGAUCAUCCGCGAGCACGAGCGGAUCUCCUUCACCUACGACGUGGUCUUCGUGCCCAGCGACAUCAAGUGGCCCUCGAGAUGGGACGCGUACCUGAAGAUGGAGGGGGCCCGAGUGCACUGGUUCUCCAUCAUGAACUCCCUGAUGGUCAUCUUCUUCCUCGCCGGCAUCGUCUUCGUGAUAUUCCUGCGCACGGUGCGGAGGGACCUGACCAAGUACGAGGAGCUGGACAAGGAAGCGCAGGCCCAGAUGAACGAGGAGCUCUCCGGGUGGAAGCUCGUUGUCGGUGAUGUCUUCCGCGAGCCGCCGCUGCCGAAGCUUCUCUGCGUCAUGAUUGGAGAUGGGGUCCAGAUCGCGGGAAUGGCGGUGGUCACCAUCGUCUUCGCCGCCCUCGGCUUCAUGUCCCCUGCUUCUCGUGGAAUGCUCCUGACGGGGAUGAUCAUCCUCUACCUCUUCCUCGGCAUCGUUUCCGGAUACUUCAGCGUCAGGCUCUGGAUCACCAUCAAAGGCACUUCCGAAGGUUGGAGGUCAGUUUCCUGGUCCACCGCCGGCUUCUUCCCUGGUAUCGCCUUCGUCAUCCUCACCAUCCUCAACUUCCUCCUCUGGGGGAGCGGAAGCUCUGGUGCCAUCCCCAUCUCGCUCUUCUUCCUCCUCCUGGCCCUGUGGUUCUGCAUCUCCGUCCCCCUCACCCUGCUCGGGGGCCUGUUCGGCACUCGAGCAGAGCCCAUCCAGUUCCCUGUGAGGACCAACCAGAUCCCCAGAGAGAUCCCGGAGAGGAAGUACCCUUCAUGGCUGCUGGUCCUCGGAGCGGGGACCCUCCCCUUUGGAACCCUCUUCAUCGAGCUCUUCUUCAUCCUCUCCAGCAUCUGGCUGGGGAGGUUCUACUACGUCUUUGGUUUCCUCUUCGUCGUCCUCGUCCUGCUGGUCAUCGUCUGUGCAGAGGUCUCCGUCGUCCUCACCUACAUGCACCUCUGCGUGGAGGACUGGCGCUGGUGGUGGAAGGCCUUCUUCGCCUCUGGCUCGGUCUCCCUCUACGUCUUCCUCUACUCCAUCAACUACCUGGUUUUCGACCUCAAGAGUCUCAGCGGGCCAGUCUCCGCCACCCUCUACCUGGGCUAUUCCCUCCUCAUCGCCACAGCCAUCAUGCUCUCCACCGGCUCCAUUGGGUUCCUCACCUCCUUCUACUUCGUUCACUAUCUUUUCUCCUCCGUCAAGAUCGACUAG
Messenger RNA from Spirodela intermedia, 1986 nucleotides. The record is from the annotation of a GenBank genome assembly. NCBI's taxonomy places the organism in Eukaryota, Viridiplantae, Streptophyta, Magnoliopsida, Alismatales, Araceae.